CUUGUUUCUUUCUUUUUUUCUUCCCGAAAAAGCAACGAACAUAACGUGAAAGAGAGAGAGAGAGAGCAAUGAACACUUGUCGAAUAGUUCUUCAACGCAGGUUCCUUCCCGUGAGCAACUCCAACAAGGAAAAAUUUGACAGAUUCAUACCGAACAGAGCAGCCAUGGAUUUCGACUAUGCUCACUUGGCUCUUAUGGAAGAAAGAGAAGAAGAAGAAGAAGAGGUCAGUUCAUCCAGAAAAGCUUAUAGAAAGCAAUUGGCUGAGACUAUGGGUCUUAACCGAACUCGAAUCCUCGCAUUCACCAACAAACCACCUUCUUCUACUUCUCUUCACCAUCAGCAUCAGCAUCAGCAUGAGCCUCCUAGACGCAUUCCUCAGCGUCCCGAGAGAACCUUGGAUGCUCCUGGCCUUGUGGAUGACUUCUAUCUCAACGUUCUCGACUGGAGCAGUGCUAAUGUCCUAGCCGUUGCCUUGGCCAACUCUGUUUGUCUCUGGGAUGCUUCCACUGGCUCCGUGACUACGCUUGUCACGUAUGGUGAAGACCAAGGACCUGUCACAAGUCUAAACUGGGCGCAUGAUGGUAUCAACCUUGGAGUUGGGCUCAACAAUGGUCAAGUUCACAUUUGGGACUGUGUAACCAAGACUCUACUGAGAACAUUGCAAGGCUUCCACCACACACGAGUUGGGUCCUUGGCCUGGAACAGUCAUGUAUUGACAACCGGAGGAAUGGACGGACGUAUCUUCAACAACGAUGUGCGGUUCAUGUCAUACCCUGUGUCUACUUACAAGGGUCACACUCAAGAGGUCUGUGGGCUCAAGUGGUCAGCAUCUGGUCAGCAACUAGCUAGCGGCGGAAACGACCGUCUAGUACAUAUAUGGGAUCGUUCUACUUGUACGCAGUGGCUGCACAGGCUCAGGGGGCAUACAUCUGCAGUUAAGGCUCUCGCUUGGUGUCCUUUCCAAAGCGAUUUGCUUGCAUCUGGCGGUGGUGCAGAAGAUAGGAAGAUCAAGUUCUGGAACACUCGCACAGGGGCUUGCUUGAAUUCGCUUGACACUGCUUCCCAAGUCUCUUCUCUCUUGUGGAGCAACAAUCAAAGAGAGCUGCUUUGCUCACAUGGGUCUCAGCUCACACUGUGGAAGUACCCGUCGAUGGUGAAAAUGGCUGAGCUCUCUGGUCAUACGUCAAGAGUUCUAUCUAUGACCCAGAGUCCAGAUGGUUGUACUGUAGUUUCAGCUGCAGGAGACGAGAAUCUGUGCUUUUGGAAUGUUUUUGGACUACCUGACACCACCGCCAAAAAAACUGUUCCAAAAGCAGCUCGUGAGCCGUUUUCUCAUGUGCCUCGUAUUCGUUGAAAACUCAACUACCCGAGGUUCCUUCUCCAGCCACUGUAUUGACUAGAAAAAUGUCCUCAAACUAGUUUUUUUGUAAAAGUAUAUGUUGAAUAGAGAGCUUUUUAUCUUUUGUCAACACCCUUAUUUUACAAUGUUUUGAUACUUAAGAGAUUUGUUCUCUCACUUCCAGUCUCAUCAUUAUUUUAGUGAUCGGGUAGGAUCUUUUAAUUUAUCUCUUAUCAUCUAAAUUUAUUUUGGUAGGUUGACAAUGAAAAGAUAGAGUGCGAGGCUUCUUCUGCAUAUCAGAAGAAACUUUUAAUGAAGAGGGUUGAGGAUUCGCUUGGAAACAUGAAGGUGCUGUUUUGUGCUCUGCGUAUUGUCAUCUCUUUUAAUAGUAUUCAGUUGUUUCUUAGUUAGUUUUCCUUUUACAGUCGCGUGCAGUGCACAACUCAGUGAUGGAGCUUCGGAAUAUAUAUCACAAGCAUCCAUAUCUCAGCCAAACUUCAUACAGACGAGGUAAUAGAAAUUUACAUAAAUGCAAACAACUUCUGGUUAGGGAACUAAGGAAAGUUUUGAUGAAGGGUCUGCGUAAAUCACUCUCUCUCUCUCUGGUCAAUAGCUGAGCAUUAUCUGCCUCCGGUAAUAAGACUGUGUGGGAAGCUUGAGAUCUGUGCCGUGCGAAGAGUUUUAGCGGCCUAAGGCAAGUUUUAAAAAUAAAUUUAUUUACAACCGUAAUGAAAACAAUUUUCUAAUAUGAUCUAUUAUUUUCAUCAAAUACACAAGUUUAAUACUGUAAAAUAAUAAGUUUAUAACGUAAAUAUGUUAUAUUAUGUCAUAUAGAAAAAAAUACAUGAAUUCAAAAAGUGAGUUAAUUAAUUUUCGUAGAAAUUUUUUUUUUAAAUAAGUCUAAACCAUUAUACUAGAAAUUAUUUUAAAUUUUGGGGCUCUAAAGACAGUUAUAUUAGUCGGGGGCCUGAGGCGAAUGCCGUUUUUAAUACACUGUAGGCACGCCUCUGCUUGAGAUGUUGGACCGGCUCUUACCCAUUAUCUUCCUGAGCAUUAUGCUGCGCCAGUGUUGCCUUAAAUGAUAUUAUAUCCCCAAGGAUAAUCAUUGCUUGUAGAAUAUUACCUGUGCAUAUAUAUAUAUAUAUAUAUAUAUAUUGGCUUAAUUUGGUUUCUCACUAUGGUUUCAGGGGUCAAGGUCAAAAAUUUCUGCACCUAUCCCCGCUCGUCUUGUUUGCAAGAGAGGUUUGUUGAGUCUUUUUUUGAACAGUCAAUUGCACCUUUGCUUAUUACUUAAAACUGGCAAAAUUGCAACUGACAGAGGAUGAGUUUGAAAAGAUUUGUCAGACCGAUUCUCCCAAAGGCAAGGAAGAAGGACUGAGCCAAAUGCUACAUCAAAUAUUCUGCGUGCUGAAAAGAGUUUGGCAACUGGUAAAAUUAGAUAACCUGCCUGGAAGCACUAGACAAUUCGUGGAACCUCUACGGAAAUCACAGCAGCCACUACAGAACCUGUAAAACGGGGACGUGGCAGGCCACAAGCAACAGGGGAUGCGAUGCUAGAUCAUCAUCAGUUAUUGGUUCCGAUGUUGUCUUACUUCCCCAGAUUUAUCUGUUCCAAUUGAGGUUAAGGUUGGUGAAUCGUCAGGAUCCAAAAUUACAUCGGUUUGGAAAUAAAAUGCGUCAUAGUCAAUACAGAAGAGAAGAGUAGAUGAUGAUGAUCCAUGAGGCCAAAGCAAAAUGGGGAAUAAGAAGAGAAUAAAGAUAUAAUAAGCUCUCUAAUGAUGGUUUUGAUUGGAACUGAAACGGAUCAUGUACAUAGCAGCAGUCUUGAGAGCUAUGAGAUUAGGUUGAAACAUUAUGUUUUGAAAUAUUACGAACUCUUUGUCUUGUAAUUUUUCCUGAUUUGUUUCAAAAAUAAAGACAGUUUUCCUU
Messenger RNA from Brassica rapa (field mustard), 3269 nucleotides. RefSeq names its product cell division cycle 20.2, cofactor of APC complex. Gene Ontology annotation, biological process: positive regulation of anaphase-promoting complex-dependent catabolic process; positive regulation of ubiquitin protein ligase activity; anaphase-promoting complex-dependent catabolic process. Gene Ontology annotation, cellular component: anaphase-promoting complex. Lineage: Eukaryota; Viridiplantae; Streptophyta; Magnoliopsida; Brassicales; Brassicaceae. Gene Ontology annotation, molecular function: protein binding; ubiquitin ligase activator activity; anaphase-promoting complex binding. The record is from RefSeq and is a predicted model, not a curated record.